AUGAAUGCCACAACAGCAACAACACCAACAACCAUGGCCCAUAAUCGCGAUGAUAUGGUCCAGUCCAAAGAUGAAGUGGACUUUGUUAAAGCACCAGAAACCAACAACAACAGCAAUUUUAUUAAUUUCAAAAAUGAAUUGACAACAGUGCCAAAAAGCCAACAACAAAUCACAACAACAACAACACCCCCAGCUAAAGUGCCAAAGGAGCGUUUAUCGUUAUUUAAUUUCUCCAAAAAAUCAUCAUCGUCAUCAUCAUCUUCCACAAAAUCAUCUUCAUCAGCAUCACCAACAACAACACCCUCAUCUGUAACCAAUGAAAAUCUGGAAAAAUCCAAUGCCACCACAGAUAAUGGCUUCCCUUGCCACCCAACAACCAAUGUACCCAUCGGUACACCACCACGUCACAAAAAAUUCAGCAAAACUUCAUCGUUAUCCCGUUUGCUGGGUAAUACCUAUAAUGCCAAAAAAUUCGAAAAGGAAGAGAAGAAAAUCGCCGAUGGAAAAUUUAAUACAUUUGGUGGACGGCGACGUUCCAGUGGACCCUACUUGGAACGAUUCAAACGUUCCAAAGAAGAGGGUGAUGUGGUCAGCACUAAUAGCAAUAACAACAAAAACAAAGAUUCAUCAUCGUCAUCCUCCUCAUCGAAGAAAAAAGAAGACAAAUCCAAAGUUGAUACCUUGGAUCGCCAUCUAAUGGCAUUGGAAAAUUUCCAAGAGCAUCGUAAUGGUGGUGAUUUGAGUUCCAAGGCAAUGCGUACCCUCUCAAGGGGUUUGGGUAAAUUGUGGUGGCGUCGUACCCAUAGCAUUGAUAUCAGUUCACCAGAUCCCGAAUUUAAAGUUUCCUAUUUGGGCAAUGUUUUGACCGGAUGGGCUAAAGGUGAAGGCUGCGUGGAAAAACAACUGAACACACUCUGGCGCAAUUAUACGCAAAAUAAUAAACCCGAUGUUAUAAUGCGCCUGAAAGUAUGUGCCUCCGGCCUAAAAGCCACCACAAGACAACACGGACUAACGGAAUACUGGGCCAAUCGCAUAACCCAUUGCUGUGCACCAAAGAACUAUCCAAGGGUUUUCUGUUGGAUCUAUCGCCAUGAGGGUAGGAAGCUAAAACAUGAACUACGUUGCCAUGCCGUGUUGUGCAGCAAGGAGAAACAAGUACAAGAAAUCUGUGAUACUUUAAAGGCUAAUCUCGAGUGUGCUCUGCGUGAAUUUAAACGUGAAAAAAUUCUCAAACAGAAUGCCCGUCUCAGUUUGGCAAAUGCUGUAUAUGAUAAUCCCAGUUUGCCCCGUCGCAAGAUUCUGCUAAGUGUGGGCAGUAAUAAUUAUCGGCCGCCAUUGGAGCGCUCGAAGUCGGCACCCAAAUUAAUGGCGAUCGAGGAGGCCAUUGGUGAGGAGGGUGAAGAAGCGGAGGAAACCAAUGAACCCGAAAUGAAACCAUGUUGUCAAAAAGAUUCUCUCUAUCCAGCCAUGACAUUGGGACGUAGACGUUGUCGUCGUGGUCAUUCCAUUAGGCGAACAGGCAAAGCUAGACCCGUCAGCUAUGCCACAGGUGGUUGUAAUAUAUCCACCAGCAGCAGCUGUUGCAGCGGAGAUAACCAACCAAAUGAGAACAACAAAACUGAAAUCAAAACCAUUGAAGAGGAAUGCCGUUUAAACGCCGCCGAGGGUUCCGAUGAUUCGGAUGAUUUUGAAAAGAUUUUAAAACACAAUAACUAUGAUAGUAAGGCCUCACUGGCCAAUGAAUUGAUGCCUUAUUUCGAAAGUCAAUUGCAUAAAAAGAAUAGCAGUAGUUGUGGUAGUUUAAGUGAUCUGAGAUGUCAACUAAAUUCCGAGGAGGAUAAUGAACCGUUGAGCUUAACACCAACCAUUAACAUUGAUCCAAAUGCUGAUCCCAUAAAUGAUUUUAAACCCACAAAUAAUCAAACCACGGAAUAUGACUCCUCCUCACCUGUGGUGUCCCUAAGACGUUCGGGUGUUUGCAGUGAUGGUGAAGACGAUUUCUUGGGUGAGGAGGAAGAUGACAUGUAUUUCCGUCAGGCAGCCAUUUUAAAUAUGUUACAUCGCCAUUCAAUGCGUAAAAUGGCCAAUCUAUCGCUAAGCAGUGAUGAGGGUAGCAGCAGCUUGGAAACCAAUGUGGGAGCCAGGGAGUCACUGCGUUACAAGCACCAACAACAAUCUUCGAUAUCUUCUGACACCUCCACCACCUCGUCAACUUUGCAACAGAAUGGUAGUGGUGUUGGUGGUAAUGAUAUGGGUAAGAGGCUAUUAAACAACGACAGUGCUGAUGAAGGUUCUAUCUCAAGUGGUUGUGAGACAGCAAGUACCGUGACCAAUAAUCAAGAUGAUCUAUCACUACAAUUCCGUCAAUCUCAGUUACAACAAUUGUCGCUACAACAUCCCUAUACGGCAGAUGAUUUGGUCGAAGCCACCUCCAUUGAAUCGGAUAUAAUUGCCGAAAACAAUCAGCUAUACAAACAAUUACAGGGACGCAAUAACAGUGAUGCUGCUACCACAUUCAGUAGUUCAUCGUCCAUAACCCUUAAAAUGGAUUCAUCACCAAAUAAUUCGAUUAAAGAUUUGGUAACCGGUCUGGAUUCAAAUGUAAAUUCUCUUAAGCAAUCAAAUUCUUUGACUUCGUCAUCAUCCUCCUCAAAUCGUCCGCGUAGAAUAGUACGUCGUCAACGUGAUACUAAACCUGAUUCCGAUUCAGAAUGUAGUGAUGAAUCGGGUUAUGUUGAAUAUCAGGAACGGGAUAAGAGCAGCAGCAGCAGCAGCAAAGUGAAAUUGGAACAAGCACCACAACAACAACAACAACCAAAGCCACAAUUACCAACAAAGCCUCAAAUUCCACCAAAACCAAUGCCCCGAAGAUUUAUUAGUGUUACCCAUUGCAGUAAUAGUACAUCUGUAUAA
This is a messenger RNA of Musca vetustissima, 2913 nucleotides long. RefSeq lists its product as uncharacterized. The transcript has 3 exons. The coding region runs from base 1 to 2913 and encodes 970 amino acids. The record is from RefSeq and is a predicted model, not a curated record. NCBI's taxonomy places the organism in Eukaryota, Metazoa, Arthropoda, Insecta, Diptera, Muscidae.